AUGUCUAGAGGUACUGUAUAUGCUAAUUCUUAUCCAAGAGCUGUUGUUGUCCAGGCUUUAAUCAAUCAUUAUGAUUUGCCUUUUGACAUUGUUGAAUCAACAAACAACAGUACUUUUGAAGCAGAAUUCCCCAUGCAAAAAGUUCAUACUCUAGUCACUUCCGAAGGUGUCAAAUUGCAAGAAGUUAUUCCAUUGAACGAAUAUGUUGCAAAACAUAUCACUGAUAUAAAAGAAAAGACUCAAUUGUUAUCUUUGGGUGAUGAUUUGUCCAUUGCCUUACAGGGAAAAUUUGCCUCUUUAUCAAAUACCGAUUUUUUUAUAAAUGUUUGUUACAUUUUCUUAGCUUCUUUGGGAAUAAUUAAAAAACAUUCUGAGAUGAUGGAAAGAUCUUGGAAUGAAAUUAACCACGCCGCAAUCGUGUUCAACGAAAGAUUGUCUAAGCAUAAAUAUUUGGUAGCUGAAGACCACGUAACUUUAGCAGAUUUAUUAUCUGCUGCACAAUUUGCAUUUGCAUUUCAACAUGCUUUAGGUAAAGAAUGGAGAAGACAAUAUCCAGGUAUUGAAGCUUGGUUACUAAGAGUAUUGGAAUCUCCAAUUUUGAAAGGUACUCAUGUAGAUUUUAAAAUGGCAGAAAAGAAUUGUGAUGCCAAAUAA
Molecule: messenger RNA, 654 nt
Organism: Henningerozyma blattae CBS 6284
Lineage: Eukaryota; Fungi; Ascomycota; Saccharomycetes; Saccharomycetales; Saccharomycetaceae
Exons: 1
Coding region: 1-654 (217 amino acids)
Biological process (GO): translational elongation
Cellular component (GO): cytoplasm; nucleus
Source: RefSeq, a predicted model, not a curated record